Messenger RNA from Drosophila elegans, 6731 nucleotides. RefSeq names its product neuroligin-3 (gene Nlg3). Gene Ontology annotation, biological process: synaptic vesicle endocytosis; neuron cell-cell adhesion; modulation of chemical synaptic transmission. The record is from RefSeq and is a predicted model, not a curated record. Lineage: Eukaryota; Metazoa; Arthropoda; Insecta; Diptera; Drosophilidae. Gene Ontology annotation, molecular function: signaling receptor activity; neurexin family protein binding. Gene Ontology annotation, cellular component: postsynaptic membrane; cell surface; synapse. The coding region runs from base 1200 to 4703 and encodes 1167 amino acids. The transcript has 13 exons.
GUUGUUUGGUAGCGGCUAUCGGGCGACCGUGCAAGCGCUUUAAGAACGAACCGAGCGCGUCGCUUUUUUUCCCAAAAAUCGUUCUGAAAAAAAAAAACACCCAGUGUGUGGGUGUGUGAUUUGGAUAGGAUGUGUGGCUGUGUGCGCGUUGAAGUUGUUGCAUUGACAAGGCGCGACCAAAAACAACGCCCAGAAAAGUAAGCGAACGGAUAUAUCUGUCCUAACCGAGAAUAUAAAGAAGAUAAAGGCCGUGGGAACGCCGGAAGUCGCAAGGAGCCCACAGAUUUAAGUGAGUGUGCCAGUGUGUGUGCCGUAUGCAGAGUGUCCGUGUGUGUGAGGCGCCAACUUGCCCCGGCAGAAAAAUAGAAAUAAAUAGUCAGCCAAAUGGCAGCCAGAAGGCACGAAAAGUGAAAAGCAUAUCCCGGCUAAAGAAAUAUUAAAGAAAAUUUAAUUUUACGCCCGAGCCAAAAGCCUUGGUGCGAAAGGCCAGUGAAGUGUGACGAGAUAGAAAAACCAUUGGCGAAGAAAGUAAAUUUUGCAAAUCAAAGCCGUGCACUUGGAUUCGGUCUGGACUAUUAAACGCAUCGUCGGCCAUGGAGGACAUCAACCAGAGGCCCAACCAGAGUCUGCUAUCGUCUCCUGCCCGGAAUCCUGCUCAUCGCUGAGUACGUGAACGUCUCCGUGGAGAAUGUCCGCUUGCAUGACAAUUGUAGCGUGCCGGCAUUCAAAAAACGCAGCAGCAGCAGACGACGCGGCUGAGAGAGCAGUACGUGAAGUGAUUCUCAACCAGGAGCAGCAAUAGGUCGCAGGAGAAAGCAGGAGAAAGCAGGAGAAAGCGAGGAGCGAGGAGCAAGGACAUCCAACGCUCGUGCACGACAGAAGGGCUUAGCACCUGCACUCGAGCCGCAGACAGCAGCAGAGCCGACGCACGGAAUAAUUUACUUAAACUGCCACUUUUUGCACCAAAAACCCAACAAAAAACGGAUUGCUGCUGUAAAGUAAAAUUAAUAAAAAGGGACAUAAAAAGUGUAAGUCCUUGCCGAAACAAGCAAAGCGAAAAUCAGGCCACCCCACGAACGGCUAUCUUGUGGUCAAUUAUACAAGAGUGGAGAGAAAGAACACAAAACAGCAGUCGGACAUCAAGUUAUCGGAAAAACAACGACAACAUUGCGACGUGGCCAUUUUGACCAGUAAUUAUAAUGGUUAUGUUGCUGCACUCGAAGCGACAACUCCCGCCUUCAGCUGCCACGAGAACGCGGCGGAAAGUGUCGUCCACCAGGGGGGCGUGGACGUGGAGGUGGACCUGGACGGGGGCGUGGUCCUCUCUGCUGGUGCUGGUGGUCCUGGACGUACACGUAUCCAGUUGCACGGCGGCCGGGAUUAGCUACAGCAGCAACGGCGGAAACCUGAGCACCUCGCAGAGGAGCUCCGGUUCGGGACCCGCGACGACGAACAACGGCGGACUCGUGCUGAUCGGCUCCAGCAGCGCCACCUCCAGUUCCGUGCCCUCGUUGUCGCUCACUUCGUCCUCGUCCGCCGCCAACAACAACAGCGGCGCCAGUGGCAGCCGCAGUGGCCGCCCCACCAGCAACAACAGCAACUCGAAUUCGAAUUCGAAUUCGUUUUCCAAUUCGAACUCCAACACGAACCACGAUCAAUUACCCGCCCAGCUGUCGUCGCGGAUUAUCCACACACGCAAUGGCGACCUGACGGGCGUGAUUGUGCAACUGGAUGGGCGGCACUUGGAUCCGGUCGAGGCGUACCGGGGAAUCCCCUACGCCUCGCCGCCGGUCGGCAACUUGCGGUUCAUGCCACCCGUCUCGGCGGCCAUGUGGUCCGGCGUCAAAAAGGCGGACAGAUUCAGCCCAGUCUGCCCGCAAAGAUUGCCGGACAUCCACAACGAGACGGCGGCGCUGGAACGAAUGCCCAAGGGCAGGCUGGAGUAUCUGAAGCGAUUGCUGCCCUAUCUGCAGAAUCAAUCAGAGGACUGCCUCUAUCUAAAUAUUUAUGUGCCCAUACAAGUCGGAUCGCGUGACUCCUCAGGCAGUUCUUCGUCCUCAUCCGCCGGCUCAUCGUCAUCCUCGUCGUCGGGAAAUGGUGGCUCCAGCUCAUCCUCAUCCUCAUCCUCCUCGUCAUCAUCAUCAUCGUCGGCAGGAAGCGGAGGAGGAGGUCCCGUCAAGUAUCCUGUGUUGGUCUUUGUGCACGGCGAGUCGUAUGAGUGGAACAGCGGCAAUCCCUACGACGGAUCCGUGCUGGCCAGCUAUGGACAAAUAUUGGUGGUCACCAUAAAUUAUCGCCUCGGAGUGCUGGGUUUUCUGAAUGCCAACACGGACCGCUACUCCAAGCUGCCGGCCAAUUACGGUCUGAUGGACAUCAUCGCGGCGCUGCACUGGCUCAAGGAGAACAUCGCGUUCUUCGGCGGAGAUCCAAACAGCAUCACCCUCGCAGGACACGGAACGGGGGCGGCAUGCGUCCACUUUCUCAUCUCGUCGAUGGCCGUGCCGGAGGGCCUGCUCUUCAAUCGAGCCAUCCUGAUGUCCGGUUCGGGCCUGGCGCCCUGGUCGCUGGUCAGCAAUCCGGCCAAGUACGCGGCCAUCGUGGCCCACCACGUCAACUGCGCCUCCGACCUCCCGCACGCCCACCUCAUGAAGUGCCUGCGCGAGAAGACCUUGGACCAGCUGCUCAGCGUGCCCAUCCGUCCGCCGGAGUUCGGCUUUGCCUUCGGACCCAGUAUCGACGGGGUGGUCAUCGACGGCGGGGACUACGUACCGCCCGCCCCCGGGUCGCCGGCGGCCCAAGCCCAAGCCCAGGCGUCGACGGCCGCCGGGAACGGAUUGGGCGGCGAGGCGGGGAUCGCGGCUGCCGGCGGUUGGGGGACGCCCGGACAGCUCGAGAAUAUCGUAUUAAUGAGAAAAACUGCCAUUAACAAGUUGUCAAGAUACGACCUGAUGGCCGGCGUGACACGUGCGGAGGCCUUUUUCAGCUUCAAUUCGGGCGACGUGCAGUACGGAAUCGAGGCGGAUCGACGGUCGAGAAUUUUAAAGGCCUACGUACGCAACACGUACACGUUCCAUUUGAACGAGAUAUUCGCCACGAUUGUCAAUGAGUACACGGAUUGGGAGAGGCCCGUGCAGCAUCCAAUUAAUAUCCGAGACGAAACGCUGGAAGCGCUUAGCGAUGCUCAGGUUGUGGCUCCGGCGGCUCAAACGGUGGAUUUGCAUUCGGCGGAUCAUCGCAACUCGUACUUGUACGUGUUCGACUACCAGACGCGCUUCGGUGAUUAUCCUCAGCGCCAGGGAUGCAUUCACGGCGAGGACCUGCCUUAUAUCUUCGGUGCCCCGCUCGUUGGUGGUUUCAAUCAUUUCACGCGAAACUACACAAAAACCGAAAUCAGUCUAUCGGAAGUUGUGAUGUUUUACUGGUCCAACUUUGUGCGAACCGGCAAUCCAAAUGAGCAAAUGGAAACGGAGCAUGGCAGUCGUCAGGAGCGGAGUCGCUAUAAAACAAUUGAGUGGACGGCCUACGAGAGUGUGCACAAGAAAUACCUAAAUUUCGAUACCAAGCCAAAGCUGAAGAACCACUAUAGAGCACACCGCCUCUCCUUCUGGCUGAACCUCAUCCCGGAUCUGCACAAACCGGGCGGCGACAAUGUGCCCGCCGCACACCACCAGCUGCACGACGACGAGGACGAGGACAACAACAUAGCCAGCGAUGCCUCCGUGAAGCCCCUCAACCCGCCCUACUCCUCGCGGGCGGCCAAUGCGGCGGCCAUGGGAAACUUCACGAUCUUCACCAACCAGGUCUUCUCGCUGCUCAACCUCAGCUCCCCGUCCUCGUCGCUCCAGCGGAACGGCACUCGCUACGGCGGCGGAAAGAUAUACCCGGACGACCUGCUGGAUGGAGAUCAUGCUGGAGGCGCAGCCAGUGCCACGCAGGACAACGAUGGAUUCGCAGCCUACUCGACGGCCUUGAGCGUGACCAUUGCCAUUGGGUGCUCUCUACUGAUCCUGAAUGUCCUGAUCUUCGCGGGGGUCUACUACCAACGAGACAAGACCCGGCUCAGCGAGCCCAGGUCCCAGACCAAGCUGAAGAGGCAGGAGAACGGCCAGAUGCCGAACAACAUAUGCGGCGACUUGGAAACGCUCACCAUCCACGCCAAGAGCGACCCAGCCACCAUAUUGUCGCACCACCACGCCAUGCAGCACCACCAGUUGCCACCGCCGGAGUUCGCCGACAUACCCCACCGCGCCCCGCCACCGCCGAAGCACAUGAAGUCCCUGCAGGAUCCGGGCGGCGGUGGUUCGGUCAGCGGGUCGGUGGGCGUGGCCGGGGUGGUUCAAAUGCCACCGCCACACGCCCUCCAAGUGAUGGGCAACCAGUGCGGCACACUGACCAAAAAGAGCUGCAUGAAGCAAACGCAGGCCCAGGCCCAACAGCACUCGCCUGCCCAGCAGCAACAGCAGCAACAGCAACAGCAACAGCAGCAGCAGCAGCAACAUGUGGUAACCCAUCAGCAACACUUGCAGAAUCAUCAUAAUCAAAGCAUGACCACUGUGCUGACCACAGCCGGUGGACUGGUGGUGCCCACGCCACCCACUGUGCCGGUAAUUGUGGCCACCACCACGCAGCACCAGCAGCAACAUCAGCAACAUCAGCAGCAGCAGCAGCAGCAACAUCCGCUGAUGGACGAGCUGCGUGUAUGACAUUAAUUGACCGUGCGUUUUAAAUGUGAUCUCUAAGCGCACAGCAUCCCUAUCCUCACCUCCUGGCCCUUUCCCUAUGCGUUUCAGCUGUCUUUAUACAUAAAUUACAUAGGCCUUAGUAUGUAGGCGUGUGUCGGGAGUGAAAUCUGUGUCUAUCCAAUAAACACGGAUGCUUCUCCCUGCUUAACUCUGUUGCCCGUUGAUCUUUGAACAAAUUUCACUGUAAAUGGUUAGGUGUAGAUUAUUGUCGAACUCAUUAACAAGGAAAGUUAACUUGGAACUAAAACUAAGCUGCAAAGUGUUCACCGAAUGGGUAAAUUAUAUAUAGGUUCAAUGAUUUGCAGUGUAAAAUAUAUCUUAAUAGAAAUAUACAUUUAUUCCAAAUAUGGCUUUAGAAAUAAAUUUAUUUGUGUUAAUCUCCAUUUAUUAUUUUUAAUGGUUUUGAAAUAUGGAACGAUAUAUACAGUCAUUCUUUUUAAAUUUGUGUUUUAGCUUUAAAUGUAGAACCAAUUUCACUGUUUUUUUUCCAUUCCAAUCUGUAUUGAGCAACCAAUUAGGACCAAUAAAAACUACAUGAUUCCAAGUUACGGAUUUCAAUCUCUUCCUUUUCUUUAUUGGCGUUAGUAUAGAAAACAUUAAGGUAGAAUAAAAAAAUAGGAAAAACUAAGAGAAUUCUGAAUGCGAAAAAAAACCAAAAAAAAAAAGAACAUGAAUGUUAUUCUUCCAAAGACUGAAUUAUAAUUGUGUAUUGUGUGUAAAUAAACCUAGUUGCAGAAAUAAAAGUUGUACUCUACAUGUACAACAACAAACUCCCAUAUACAUAUAUACAUUUUCGAACGAAAAAAAAGAGAAUGAAGAUUUUAGCCAAACAAAAACAAAAGGAAUUAGCCAAACAGCCAGGAAAAGAGACAGUCAUAAAAUCAAAUCUUGUACAGGUGAGAAGGAGCUGUUUCUUUAAGUUUUGGCAUUAAUUUGUAAAAACGACACUGUACAACUACCCUAACAAAACAAUAGAAGUCACAUCAACUCGAACUAAAACUGAAACUAAACUUUGGUCAGACAGAAGAGAAACAAAACAACAAGAGCAAAAUUAAAUUAAACUGUUAAUUGUAAGCAUGCAGCUACUUUGUUAUGUAACUAAAUAAAUAUUUAUAUAGUUAUUAAAAUUAAAUGCGUAUAUAAGCCCUCUCACAAUAAAAAACAAGUAAGCUCUCUAUAUAGCUAUAAAAACUUCCAACUGCGAAAAUAGUUAAAAAUUCCAUUAGGAGUUAAGCGGGGCAAUUGAAAUGCGCAGUGAAAGCAUAACAAAUAUUCAUAAUUUAUCGUAUUUUUUUAUUCAGUUGGUUUUUUUCUUUAUUUCAACUAUUUGCACACAAUUGCCCAAAUUGUAAUUAAAAUGGAAAUGAUACCCGAGGAAAAACAGGGGGAAAAUUAAGCAAUGGAACAGCUCAUUAAAGUGAAACAGCGCGGAAAUUGCAAACAAUUUACGGGCUUAUUAAAAAUACUUGUAAAUUAUAUAAACACGUUUAGCGGCAGUAAAAACCAAAGUAAAAAGUCAUAUAUAAUGAAAAACAAAAUCCAUUUACAGCCUAAUUAAGAAUGUUUAAGUCUAUAGCUUCUGUAUGCAUAUACAUAACUCUAUAAAAAUAAAUCUAUACAUUAAAGUAAUGGUGUAAACUUAGCAUAAUUAGCCAAAUAAUACAACAAAUAUAUAUAAAUAACAUAUAGAGUGCUGCAUAACUGGCAAAACAAAACGAUACAAUUAAAACCAAAACUCAUGAAAUUAUUGCGUUAGAAAAUGUGUAUCGAUUGUGCGGAAGAGACUUAGCAUUAACAAAUUUGGACUAAAUGGAAUAUAGUAAAAAUCAGUAAAAAAAAGUAAAUAAAAAAAACCAACUGAAAAAAAGGAAAAUUUAGUUUAAAAUAAAUUGGUUUAUUACCACAAAAACAGUGUGUAACAAGUUGCAAACACUUAAGAUGACAUGGAAAUUUAAAUAAUAAUAAAGUUGCAAAAAUUAUAAAACUGAA